CCCAAAAUGUCAGGUCCUAAGUGAACAGUCACUCCACGCAAAUGAGACUGGCACUGCAGAUAUCACGCUAAAAGGGUGAAGGCCUGGGUGGCCUCGGGGCGGGGCCUCCCCACCAGCCCGUAACUAUUGGCCCUUGCAGCGUCUACGCUGGUGGGAUGGCGGGGGUGGCCAGCUGGGGCGGAGUCUUCUGUCCCCUCCCUCGUCCAGCCGCACCCGUCCUCAGUGCUUCAGAGAGACCACUGGCCUGCUGCCGCCUCCUUGAACUGCCCCUACGGUGCGCCUGCCCAGGCGGAGACCGGAGACCGGUGCACUGCGGCCGGGCGGGCUGACGCAGGGGCGCCGGACCCGCGCUUGCGCAGCGGAGGAGCAAGAGAGCAAGGACCCCCGGGCCGGCGCGUGCGCGAGCUGGGCAUGGCCCGUGGGCAGGCGCUGGGAUGACCCUCCCGCCGCUGCUGCCCCACUGAGGAGACCGGGUGGGGUAUAAGAGGGCGGCCCCCUCGCACCCCGGCCAGGCCAUGGCGUUCCUGGCCGGGCCGCGCCUGCUGGAUUGGGCCAGUUCUCCGCCACACCUGCAGUUCAACAAGUUCGUGUUGACCGGCUACCGUCCAGCCAGCAGCGGCUCGGGCUGCCUGCGCAGCCUCUUCUACCUACACAACGAGCUGGGCAAUAUCUACACACACGCACCCGUCCCAGACUUGGGUGUUGAUUCAGGGAGAAGGGGUCCAGGAGCAAAAGUUGGGCACCCGCCCCUCCGCACCUCCCCGCGCAGCCGCCCUGCCAACCCUUCCCGGAACAAUCCAGUCUUGGGACUCCGCCUGGUGGUGACAUCUCCGCUGCCCCACCACCACCUCCGGCUGGCCCUGCUGGGCUUCCUGGUGCUGCUGCCAAUGACCAUACCCUGGGGUCAGCUGGGCAAGGAUAGCUGGCUGGGGGGCACACAUUGUGUGGCCUGCCUGGCACCACCCGCAGGCUCUGUGCUCUACCAUCUCUUCAUGUGCCACCAAGGGGGCAGCCCUGUGUACACUCGGCUCCUUGCCCUGGAUAUGUGUGGGGUCUGCCUUGUCAACACCCUCGGAGCCCUGCCCAUCAUCCACUGCACACUGGCCUGCAGGCCCUGGCUUCGCCCAGCUGCCCUGGUGGGCUACACCAUGCUGUCAGGGGUGGCUGGCUGGAGGGCCCUUACCGCCCCCUCCACCAGUGCCCGACUCCGAGCUUUUGGUUGGCAGGCUGGUGCCCGCCUCCUGGUGUUUGGGGCUCGGGGAGUGGGACUGGGCUCCGGAGCUCCAGGCUCCCUGCCCUGCUACCUGCGCAUGGAUGCCCUAGCACUGCUUGGGGGGCUAGUGAACGUGGCCCGUCUGCCAGAACGUUGGGGACCAGGUCGCUUCGACUACUGGGGGAACUCACACCAGAUCAUGCACCUGCUCAGUGUGGGCUCCAUCCUUCAGCUGCACGCUGGCGUCGUGCCUGACCUGCUCUGGGCCGCCCACCACGCCUGCCCCCCAGACUGAACCACCACCACCUACACAACAUGCCAGCCUGCCCAGUUUUCUAGGGCUAACAUCACCAGGCUCCCCUCCUUCUGCUGGUCUGCAAGGGGCUGGCUCCCUGGCCGCUUCCCAGCCCUUGUCUGUUCUCCCCUUCUUCCCUGUGGAGCUUCCCCCUAUCCACACCUUCAAGCUCCAACAUCCUUUCCUGCCUUCUUCCAGGGUACUGUCUUCCUCUGAAGGCUGGAAGGAAACCAAUCCUCCUCAGGGCCUCAGCUUACCCUCUGUGACCUAUGAGUUGGGCUAGAGGGGCUCUGGGGUCAAGUCUCGCUUGCUCUGACAGCCGGAGUCCUGCCAGCCCGAGUCCUGCCAGCCCAGAGCCAUAACCCCACCUUGCCCCUCCUCAGACCCUCACAUUAAGGUACCACAUGGGUGGCUGGCCGGGCCACCAGCCCAUGAUUCCUGACCUCUGACUUUCAACCCUGCACAUCAGCCCUCCUGGCAACCUGUGACUUGUCUACCCUUUCUUCCUUCUGUCCAUACUGUGGAGUAGGGAGUUUGGGCAGCAGGACUAUCCCCUCACCCCAGGAAUAAGGGGCAGGAGGACCGCUGCUACUUUUUCCAGGCAACUGGCCCAGAUGUAAAGAGCUGAGUGGCUCUGGACCUGGGCCCCACGUGGCUGCGGGCCCACUCUCCACAUUGAAUGCCAUGCUGUAAUAGCUCAACCUGCCCACCAGGGACAUACCUGCUCAGGAAAUUUGUUCCACACAGCAUGGGGCUCCCAGCUGCAAUCUGCUGGCCUGAGGCCCUGCUUCAAGGCUCAGCCUCAGCCCAUCCCAGAGCCCUCAGACCCUGGGUGAUGUCAAUAAAAUGGGCAGAAAGCCCUGUGUUGCCAUGCAA
Molecule: messenger RNA, 2384 nt
Organism: Artibeus jamaicensis (Jamaican fruit-eating bat)
Lineage: Eukaryota; Metazoa; Chordata; Mammalia; Chiroptera; Phyllostomidae
Gene: PAQR4
Product: progestin and adipoQ receptor family member 4
Exons: 4
Coding region: 516-1508 (330 amino acids)
Cellular component (GO): membrane
Molecular function (GO): signaling receptor activity
Source: RefSeq, a predicted model, not a curated record